UUAAUAGCAACCAAGAGAAAGGAGGACCUCCAAGGACGUGAGGGAGGUUCUACCCAGGAUGGAGUGCUGCCUGUCCCAAGGCCUGUGCCUUUAAUAUAAAAGACAUGACUUCAUCUUGGCCUCAGGACGCUUUUCGCAAAGAACAGCCCUGAGCAAAGAACAAAGGCAAGAGGUUGGAGCCAGGAAGCCUGAGGCCACAUCGGCGAACCCUCGGCAAAGGUUGCUCCGGAAACUGCUCCUGUGAAGAUUCGUGAACCUCGUUCUUUGCCUAUGGAGGAAGAAUGGAUGAAUCCGAGCCUCCCCUGGAUCCUGUUGUCCUGGAAAGCAGGAAAGCAAGUGAAGAGGCGUUAGAUACAGAGGAGCAGAAGCCGAAUGAAGAAAACAAUGAGGAGAACAUCAGUGAGGGAGCACAACACCAAGAAAGUGGAGACACCGGGGAUGGAGCUGUGGAACCCGACGUGAAACACGUGAUGGAUGAAACGCUGCAAACGGAUAGCAAAGUUAGUGUUUUCAAGCGCAAAGAAUUCCUGGACCAAAACGAUCAGACGGACUCUCCUUCCGGCACCGUCGUCAACAACACGCCGUCAAUCAGAAAACAAUCAAGAGGUAUCCCAGCUCAAGAGCAGCAACUCCAUGGCCAAAAAUCCCGCCAUGGCAGCCAGCAUCUCCCUGGCCAGGAAUCCCGGCUAAGCCUACCUGGGCAGGAAUCAUGGCACAGUCAACAGCUCGUUGGCCAAGAAUCCCACCGCAGCAGUCAACACAGCCAGCAUCUUCCUGGCCAUGAGUCCCGUCGUGGUAGUCAACUUAGUCAACAUCUCCCCAGCCAUGAAUCUCGGCUUAGCCUGUCCGGGAAGGAAUCUCGCCGAGGAAGUCAACUCAUGGGCCAAGGAUCCCAUCAUGGUAGUCAACAGAGUCAGGAUCUUCCUGGGCAGGAGUCCCGCCGUGGUAGUCAGCUUCGUCAGCCGCCUGCGAGCCAGGAAUCCCGGCACAGCCUUCCUGGGCAGGAACAGCCUCACCAUGGCAGUCUGCCAAGAGAACAACUUCCGGGUCACGAAUCUCACCGAGGCAGUCAACAAUCUACUGGCCACCAGCUCCCACAAAGUCGAAAGCCUUCGAGAGCCCAACCUGUGGAUGAAGUUGCAACCAAGCCUGACAUGACGUGGAUCAGCCAAAAAACGGGCAAGGUUAUGAAAUGUGAAAGCCAGCAGACAAGUAGAAUCUGGCAGAAAAAACCGCUUGCUGAGAUUCUUGAACCUUUUAGUCAACCACCCCCUGAAACUGGGGGUUCUAGGGUGGCAGAAGCUCCUAUGCUGUCUGCGUCUACAGAACAGCCCACAGCACCUCCCCUGAGCGAUCCAAAGCCAGACAGUGGAGCCUCUCAGUGCAACAGUCAGCAGUCUGAAGAGGAGGACUCUUGGAUCAGCCCCAAAACAGGGAAGCUCAUGAAAUGCACAAGUCAGCAGACAAGUAAAAUCUGGGAGCGAAAACCUCUUGCAGAAAUCCUUCGUCUCUCAAGUCAAGGACCACAGACCGAACAGGUUGCCGUGGAAGACGUGACACCUCCGGGAUCUGAGACCGUUCCUCUCAAGGAAAGAGAAGCUGGACCGACUGCAGAGGUAGAUGCUCAGCUUGGCAGCCAAGAAGGAAGCGCAUCCCGGCGUGGCAGUCAGAAGGCGGACGGAAAGGAAUCACGACGCGGGAGUCAGCCAGUGGGAGGAGAGAAGCCAAGCGGUGAUGGUCAGGUGGUAGAUCAGAGGCUCCAGACAGAUAGCCAAGUGAGUGUUUUUAGGCGUAAGGAACUGGCAGAUCAAACUGAGCAGACGGAUUUUCCUCCUGGCAGUGUAAUAAUGAGUGCCACGUCUUUCCAGAAGCUGGAAUCCCGGCGUGGAAGUCAACAAGGGCAAGAGUCAAGACGUGCCAGUCAGCAGGAAGAAGGCAAACAGUCUGGGAUCCCAAGUGAACAGCCAGAAGAGCAGGAACCGGAGCCAGAUAAGCAACACUUGGAAGAGGAGGAACUCAGUGGUCCUGAGGAGCAACCGAAAACGGAAGAAGCAUCUCAGCAUGGAAGUGGAGAGCUCAUUGGACAGGGAUCUCAAGAAGCAGAAAUGGACCAGAAACUGCCUGCUGGGGAGGACCAGCAGGCACCAGACAUUGUUCCGGAGGAAAGAAAUACCUGGGUGGAUGGGAGAACGGGCGCGAAAAUGAGAUCUACAAGCCUACAGACGAGUGAGAGCUUGUUCAUAGACUACCUAAAAAAAAUAUAUGGCAGUCGAUAUGUGGAGCCCCCUUGUCCUGAGGGGCCUGGAUCAGGUCAGUCUCUUCAGAGAGAUGAAGAAAAGGGAACCGAAAAAGAGGAACCAGGACCUUUAGCUGGAGAUGUGACAGAAGAUGUGCAGCCGGUUUCUGAACAGGAGUCCCCAAAAGACAGCCAACAGCAAGACAUGCCAGAGUCCCUUGAGGGUAGCCAACAGCCAGAGACAGCAGAGUCCAGAAAGAGUAGCCAACAGGUAGAGGUGCCAGGAUCCAGAAAGGGCAGCCAACAGAUUGAGUCAACGGAGUCCCAGCCAGAGGCACCAGGGUCUCGAAAGGGAAGCCAACAACCAGAGGCCACUGAGUCCAGAAAGGGAAGCCAACAACUAGAGGCAACUGAGUCCAGAAAGGGAAGCCAACAACUAGAGGCAACUGAGUCCAGAAAGGGAAGCCAACAACUAGAGGCAACUGAGUCCAGAAAGGGAAGCCAACAACUAGAGGCAACUGAGUCCCGCAAAGGUAGCCAACAGGCAGAGGUGCCAGGGUCUCAAAAAGAAAGCCAACAGCCAGAGGCAACUGAGUCCAGAAAAGGUAGCCAACAACUAGAGAGAACUGAAUCCAGAAAGGGCAGCCAACAGGCAGAGAUAUCUGGGUCCCGCAAGGGCAGCUUGCCAAUUAGGCAGGAUUCCCAGCCACCUCUGGAAGAAGCAGUAGAACAACCGCAUGUGUCUGAAAGCCAAGCAACUAUAGGGAGCAUUUUGUCAUCUCACGAAGUGGAGGAUAAAGCUCAGCAGACCUACAGCGUCAUCUCUCUAGAAGAUGGGAUCUGGCUGAACCGAAAAACAGGCCGGUUUUUGGUCAGUCACAGUCAGCAGACGAGGGAUACUUCCCUAUUAACUUUUAGUCAGUCAGCAAGGGGAGAGGAAGGAAAAGCUGAAUCACCAUCGGGACUUGGGACCAAUGCUGGGGAAACUGCAGCCGACAUGGCAGAAUCGGGCCCAAUUAGUGCUAAAAGUGAACCCGAGGUGGAUGGGGAGCCACAGCAAGUUGCAAGCCCAGCCUGUCGCCGUGAUAGCCAGGGCAUGUCAAGUCAGGAACUGCCCCAAGACAACCAGGAGGCUCCAUGUCCAGAGAAACCUCAGGAAGAAGACCUUCAGGGCACAGAAAAUGUCGAAAACGUUCUAAGCCGCCGCUUAAGCGAGGCGACCAUACAAAGCAUCAUAGCUGCGGACGGAGAGGACAAAUCUCAGCGGACCUACAGUGCUGUUUCUCUAGAGCAAGGCUCCUUCAUCAAUAGAAGAACGGGCAGGCAGUUGCAAUCUAUGGGUCUGCAGACUGAUGAGUCCUCCUUUCAGAAGCUUGGGGAAGACCCAGAAAUCGGCCAGGAUGAUGCACCACCGGCUGCUGAAGAAGAAGAAGGCCAUGUUUCUGACCCGGCUGAAGGCGAGAACUCAGGGGAAUAACAGGUAUCCGUUUGGAAGACCACAUGGGCUUUAUGAUGGAGUGGUUUGUGGUGUGAAGAGCUGCCGGUCAAGAGCUUCCUAUGACCUGAAGGGACAAAUAACUUUGGAUAUUUGCCCUCUCCUGCUAAAAAGAAAAAAAAAGGCAGAGCAGGUGGAGUUAGCGGGUCUGGGGGGCAGCGCUGAUGAUGUCUCCAAGGAACCGAGUGGCUCCCUUUGCAUCUGGGCAGCAAAUCCUAAGGCUGGGAGGAGUGGCAUUAAAAGUCAAAAUGGGAAAAGAG
Molecule: messenger RNA, 3991 nt
Organism: Pogona vitticeps (central bearded dragon)
Lineage: Eukaryota; Metazoa; Chordata; Lepidosauria; Squamata; Agamidae
Source: RefSeq, a predicted model, not a curated record